This is a messenger RNA of Rotaria sordida, 243 nucleotides long. Lineage: Eukaryota; Metazoa; Rotifera; Eurotatoria; Philodinida; Philodinidae. The record is from the annotation of a GenBank genome assembly.
AUGAAUUCAUUUCAAUCUAUUAAAUUCACUCUUUUUUUUAUUACUAGAGUUUUAUUUGGUUUGCUCAUCUCUUAUUUUCUUUUAACUGCCGAUAUUAUUUAUGAUAUUAUUGUUGACCUAUCAAAUGUUGAUCAUAUAACUGAUGAAUAUGGCCAUCAUAAACCUGUUGCUUUUAUGGCAUGGCGUAUUAAUGGUCAAUAUAUAAUGGAAGGUCUUAUGGUACUUCAUUUAUGCUUACAUUAG